Molecule: messenger RNA, 1717 nt
Organism: Gossypium raimondii (Peruvian cotton)
Lineage: Eukaryota; Viridiplantae; Streptophyta; Magnoliopsida; Malvales; Malvaceae
Product: ATP phosphoribosyltransferase 2, chloroplastic
Exons: 11
Coding region: 205-1389 (394 amino acids)
Biological process (GO): L-histidine biosynthetic process
Cellular component (GO): cytoplasm
Molecular function (GO): ATP phosphoribosyltransferase activity; magnesium ion binding
Source: RefSeq, a predicted model, not a curated record
GCAUCGAGCAGAAUAUCUCCGGCCGCAUCCAAUCACAGCUUCCAACAAUUUAGUAUUCGCGACCAAAGAAAAAAGGAAUCUGAAAAGUAUCUUCCUUCCAUUUGCGGCGGCUGGUUUGUUUGUCGCACGAGUCGUCACUGUUUCUGCUUCAAAAUCAUUUUAGAAACUGAUAGUUAGGGUUUUAUUUUCACCAGCCAUUGUAAGAUGUCUCUGUUGCAGCCGUAUUUCCAGCAAUGCGCCUCCGCAGCCUUCUCAAUCUCAUUCCCUUCUCACUCUUUCUACGUUUCCGUUUCUAAACGUACCUUCAUCUCUUAUUGCUCCUCCCAGUCCCAAACGGCCCUUGUCGACUCCCCAGUCGAUUCUAAAAUCGCUGAAAGGGAUGAGAUUCGUCUCGGCUUGCCUAGCAAGGGUCGCAUGGCUGCCGACACUCUCGAUCUACUCAAGGAUUGUCAAUUGUCGGUUAAGCAAGUCAAUCCGAGGCAGUAUGUUGCACAAAUACCUCAGCUUUCCAAUUUAGAAGUCUGGUUUCAGCGGCCCAAAGACAUUGUCCGCAAAUUGUUAUCUGGAGAUUUAGAUCUUGGUAUCGUGGGGCUCGAUACUGUCAGUGAAUAUGGACAAGGAAAUGAAGAUCUUAUCAUUGUUCAUGAUGCCCUUGAUUAUGGAGAUUGUCGUUUAUCUCUUGCAAUUCCUAAGUAUGGGAUCUUUGAGAAUAUCAAUUCAUUGAGGGAGCUGGCUGAGAUGCCCCAGUGGACUGUUGAGAAACCUUUAAGAGUUGCAACUGGCUUCAUUUAUCUUGGUCCUAAAUUUAUGAAAGAACAUGGAUUGAAGCAUGUGAUAUUUUCAACUGCUGAUGGAGCUUUAGAGGCAGCUCCUGCGAUGGGAAUAGCUGAUGCGAUUUUGGACCUUGUUAGUAGUGGGACUACAUUGAGGGAGAACAAUUUGAAAGAAAUUGAAGGUGGAGUUGUAUUAGAAAGCCAGGCUGUUCUAGUUGCAAGCCGGAAAGCGUUAAUCCAGCGGAAGGGUGCACUGGACACCACACAUGAGAUUCUUGAAAGAUUUGAGGCCCAUUUGAGGGCACUUGGUCAGUUCACGGUAACUGCAAAUAUGAGGGGCGGUAGCGCAGAGGAAGUGGCUGAGCGAGUAUUGACCCAGCCAUCUUUGGCCGGGUUGCAGGGCCCCACGGUAUGUCCAGUUUUCUGUAAGCGUGAUGGAAAAGUAACUGCUGACUACUAUGCCAUAGUCAUAUGCGUACCUAAGAAAGCUUUAUACAAGUCUGUACAACAAUUGAGAGCGAUUGGAGGCAGCGGGGUGCUAAUAUCACCUUUGACCUACAUUUUUGAUGAAGAGACCCCAAGAUGGAGAGAACUUCUUUCAAAGCUUGGUAUCUAGUCCAUUUGGGAUUGAUGCAUGGGUGGUUUUACUUGCAUUUCAUAUAAAAAGCUGAAUAAUUUGUAAGUGUCGAGGUGGUUGAAAAUUUACUUUUGCCGAGAGAUAGGGACCUUCAAAGUUUUGUCAUGGUGGUCUUGUUUCUCAGUAGUGGCAUUCUUCAGUCCCUUGUUUCUUUUGUCAAUAAUGUUUAUUUUUAUUUUUAUUUUUUGCAUUUCUCCUCUUUGCAACCGUAUCGAUGGUAUACAAAACAUGUUUCCCUCUCUGUGCCGCUUGAUGGAUGUAAACUGUUAGGUUUCAUGUUAUCCAAGGAUUUUCAGUUUGCUUAAAA